Pimephales promelas (fathead minnow) is the source of this 3141-nucleotide messenger RNA. NCBI's taxonomy places the organism in Eukaryota, Metazoa, Chordata, Actinopteri, Cypriniformes, Leuciscidae. The record is from RefSeq and is a predicted model, not a curated record.
UCGCGCUGCAGGUAGAGUUACGAGCGCGAAUCACCUGUCACUCGCGCUCCAGCGCACCUGUCGCGUCUUUCUGGCCUUUUGUCGUCACUUUUAAAUUUUGUUUUUACAUUUUUGUCUGUGUCAGCAAGGUCUCCUUGGCUACCCAAUUCGCAUCGUGUUUGGAGCAAAGUUCACUUCUGUGAGUAAACAGAUUGAGAUGGAGUCUUGAGGAAGAGUUUACCUCAGGAGUUUUGGAAACGAGAGGAAUUAUCGGCGAACUGAACAACUGGAUCUUAGAUUCUCUCAGCUGAAAGGGAUAAGUUCCAGGCAGACGCGACCACAUUUUCCAACAACAGCAAGUGAGAGUCCUCCAUCAAUCACAAAUCGAAACUUUUACCUUUCCAUCUGGCAAACAAUCCCUGUUGUUACUCUGGUCUGUCCUUCUGCUACCCGACGAUCACAAUACGAGACAAACACAGAAACCCAUCAUCAUCAUUACAGGUGGGGAAUAAAAGUCUUUAGCUGGCACUCAGGCUUUUUGGUCCUGCUGACAUGAUCUGUUUGAGGAGGCAUUACAUCAUUUACCGAAGUCAAUAAAGGUGGAUGUCGUAGAACAUGAAUGUUUUGGGGACCCCAACAAAACCAAGCAAUGGGGUGGCCAGAUCGGACAGCAAGAUCAGUGCCAAGACCCUGUUUGAACAACGAAAGAAGUACUCAAACUCCAAUGUCAUCAUGCAAGAGACAUCGCAGUACCAUGUGCAGCAUCUCUCUACGUUCAUCAUGGAUAAAACAGAGUCCAUCACUACGGUAGACGACGCCAUUAAGAAGCUGAAACUGCUGGACUCCAAAGACAAAAUCUGGACUCAGGAAAUGCUGCUACAGGUGACGGACAAAUCCAUCAAACUCCUGGACUGCGAGACCAAGGAAGAGCUUGAAAACUUUCCUCUGGCCACAGUCCAUCACUGUCAGACGCUGUUGAACCAGACGAGAUACCCCUCCGUCCUUCUGCUCAUCUGUCAGGACGACGAACAACACAAACCAGACAUCCACUUCUUCUACUGCGACGAAGUGGAGGCUGAGUUGGUGCACGCUGACAUUGAUAGCGCUCUGGGAGACAACUCACGCGGCAAGAAGAAUCGGCCGCAGACGCUAAAGUUGAACCAAGAAAAGAUGAAACGCCAACGGGAGACCAUCAUCCCGCCCUCUGAGACUAGAAGUCCUGGCCCUGGGGUCAAAGGUCGAGUAGCAGCUUCGGACAUGAAAGAUGAACUGUCGAUGCAGGAUCCCGAGUCCACUAUGAAACUGGCCCAGCGGAUCGAGAAGGACGUGCAAAUCCUGAAUUGCGCUCUAGAUGACAUCGAGAUCUUCGUGGCGCGUCUUCAUAAAGCGGCAGAGGCUUUCUCUCAACUCAACCAGCGCAACCGCAGCAAGAAAGGCAAAAAGAGAGGACCGGCAGAGGGAAUGCUAACUCUACGAGCCAAGCCUCCAUCAGAAGGAGAGUUUAUCGACUGUCUUCAGAAGCUGAAACUCUCUUUCAAUCUGCUGGCCAAACUGAAGAAACACAUCCAGAACCCCAGCGCUGCAGAACUUGUACACUUCCUGUUUGGACCUUUGGAAAUGAUCCUGCAGAAUAGUGGCAGUCCUGAGCUGCCGCGUGGGGUCAUCUCUCCUCACCUGUCGCGGGACACAGUGGACUUCCUGAGAGGACACCUGACUCCCAAAGAGAUGACCAUCUUUGAGCUGCUGGGAGAUGGUUGGACGAGGCCCAGAGCUGAUUGGCCGAAAGAUCAGUGCGCGCCUCUGUAUGUCCCAAAGUUUCGUAACGGCUGGGAGCCGCCAGUGGAUCUGUUUCGCAUGUCCCCGUGGGAGACGGAGAGCACUCCAGUGCAGUCAGAGUACAGGAAAAAAGAGUUCUUUGGAUCACAGUCGUCGCUCUCUUCAAACGGGUCUUUCUCGACGUCUCCUCCUUCUCGGAAAUAUGCGAAGAUCCGCUACCACUUUGUGGCACGUAAUGCCAACGAGCUGUCAGUGCUCCAGGACGAAAUUCUGGAGGUGUUGGAGGAUGACAAGCAGUGGUGGAAGUUGAGGAACAGAAGCGGUCAGGCGGGAUACGUGCCCUAUAAUAUCCUGGAUGUGGUCAAACUCGAGGACCCUCAAGUCAUGAGUGACCCGCCCUACAGUCCAGUAACACCGUACAGUCCGCCGUACCGAGGACAGUCCCCCUCCAGCUCAAUGGGCAACGAUAAAGACGGUCACACUCAUCAGAUGGAUAAAGUCAACGAUGAGCUGCUCAUGUUGAUCACCGGUAAUAAGACCAAUCAGCCCACGAGGAACUUCAAGGUGGUUCGUCAGUCGGCCGUCCCGCUGGCCUUCGACUCCAGCCCAGCAGAGGUCACCACCUGGCUCAACGCCAAGGGCUUCUCCAAACCGACGGUGGAGCGUUUGGGCAUCCUGACAGGAGCUCAGCUCUUCUCUCUGAAUAAAGAUCACCUGAAGGCCGUGUGUGGAGACGAAGGCUCUCGCGUCUACAGCCAGAUCACCGUCCAGAAAUCACAACUAGAGAAGAGUCGAGGAGAUUCUGAAUUGCAGGAAAUUAUGAGGAAACAGCAAGAGAAAAUUGAAUCUAGCCCAUGAACGGCUUUCACGGACUGUCAAUCAAACUGUCACCUGGCAACAGGACUGUCAAGCAAACCCACCAAUGAACUUAGAUGAUGUAGAUUCUGCCACACCGUCAACCAGACGUCUAAUUCAAUAUAUUUUUUAAUUUGUAUAUUUAUUGUUGGUGCUUUUUAUUAUUAGUGUAUGUACGGAGUUUUUCGUAAAUUAUCCGCAUGCAUUAUCUUGCUGGAAAACACUUGUACGCUUAUAAGACUCUUUAUUGCAUGAAUAUAAUGUAUAGUUGAAUCUCACAAAAACAUGAACAGGUCACGCCUCAAAAACAAAAGAAAAAAUUAAUUACUUUUGGGGGGUUUAUUUUACAUUUUCAUGAGUUUAUUUUCUUAGUAAUUUAAUUCAGAACUAAAAAUCAAAAGAAAAAUACAUUAUGAAUAAACAUCAUUAGGACUGUUCAAUUUUUUUUUUGUGCAUGUUCUUGACAUUUAACUUGAAUUUUUUUAAGGUAAUGCAGAUUUUUUUCUCUCAUAAUUUUCAUUGUUAUUCACA